Molecule: messenger RNA, 518 nt
Organism: Pocillopora damicornis (cauliflower coral)
Lineage: Eukaryota; Metazoa; Cnidaria; Anthozoa; Scleractinia; Pocilloporidae
Product: anaphase-promoting complex subunit 13
Biological process (GO): protein K11-linked ubiquitination
Cellular component (GO): anaphase-promoting complex
Source: RefSeq, a predicted model, not a curated record
UGGAGUAUUUUAGCAAAUCUUGGAACAUGUCGCUGGAUAGUGAGUUGUCAUAUGCACAUCGUGAUGGGCGAUUGCUGGAAAUUAUUGACGAAAACUGGCAAAAGGACAAGCUACCUAACGACGAAAUUGCUGUUCCAGAAUUUGAACUUCCACCUGUGGACGACAGUGACCACAAUGGAGCCACAGACUCCCUAAAAGAGCAAGAACAGAAAUGGACAGAUCUUGGAAUCCAGCAGCUACAGGAAUCACCACAGCACACUGGAAACUAAAUGAAAACAUUGUAUUUGACAAAAUGCUAGUUACUAAGAAAGCUAGGGAAGAGAAAAACAAAUCCAUCGAUAUAAAGUUAGCGAUGGUUUUAGUUCCCUAUCAAACCAUGAUAAUUUAAGUUUACAUAUUUCCUUUUCCUACAAAUAAAUAAAUUAACCUUUUACACCCUAACAUCAGUAUGCAUAUUCUCCAUACUGAUCUCUGGACAUUUCCCAAGGUGCUGACAAGGAGAAUUAGCUUAACAAUCC